Molecule: messenger RNA, 1010 nt
Organism: Mauremys mutica (yellowpond turtle)
Lineage: Eukaryota; Metazoa; Chordata; Testudines; Geoemydidae
Gene: CRH
Product: corticotropin releasing hormone
Exons: 2
Coding region: 152-676 (174 amino acids)
Biological process (GO): negative regulation of epinephrine secretion; positive regulation of cortisol secretion; negative regulation of glucagon secretion
Cellular component (GO): extracellular region
Molecular function (GO): corticotropin-releasing hormone activity
Source: RefSeq, a predicted model, not a curated record
CCCAGGCUCUGAUUAGGAGAAAAUCGGAUCACAAGUUGGGGAAGAGGCGGCACGGACAGAGUGACAGCGGGACCUCGCCAGCCCCCAGUGCGGACAGACUCCACCUGCCCUACGAACCGGCAGCGGCAUCUCUGAGAUCUGGGCGUUGAUCAUGAAGCUCCAGCUGUUGGUCUCCACAGGGAUCCUGCUGGUUGCUCUCCUGCCCUGCCAUGACUGCAGAGCCCUCAGCAAGAGCCCCGCCGCCGCCGCCAGCGCUCCGCUGCCGCCAGAUUUCCUCCAGCCGCCGCCGAGCCUGCCCGUGCUGCUCCGCCUGGGAGAAGAGUAUUUCCUGCGGCUGGGCAACCUCAACAAGAGCCCCGCCGCCUCCUUCUUCGCCUCCAGCAGCAGCAGCCGCCUACCGCCCGGCGCCCCCGCCGCCAACUUUUUCCGAGCAGCGGUGCAACAGCUGCAGCAGCUCCCCGAGCGCUCGCUGGAGAGUGCGGCGGGCCCCGGGGAGGGGGAAGCCGAGAGCCUGCCCGGGGAGGCGAUGGAGAGGGAGAAGCGAUCCGAGGAGCCCCCGAUCUCCCUGGAUCUGACUUUCCACCUCCUCCGAGAAGUCUUGGAAAUGGCCAGAGCCGAACAGUUAGCGCAGCAGGCUCACAGCAACAGGAAACUGAUGGAGAUCAUCGGGAAAUGAAGCGGCCUCGCCUUGCCAAAGAGAUUCUGCAGUUAGCACAAAACGAUACAGUAUUAUAUACCAUAGUGCUGCUCUGAUGUCAUCUCUUUAUUUUUCUAUAGCUUUAACAUAGAGGGUGUACGCUGAACAGAGCCCAUGGCCCUUGGUUAGCAUGCACAGCAGUGUAUUCCCGUGCAGUGACGAGAAAAGUGUCAUUUGUAACUUUCCGACCUUUAUUUCUCCAUUUCAGACUUGUUCUAGUGACAUCGCUACUUAGGAGGGGGACAGCGGAAGAAAGGUUUCAAAGAAGCCGUUGGAGAAGAGAGAUACUUUUCUUGUGGGAAAAGGUGUGUGU